UGCAAAGUAAUUUAUUUUUUAUAUGAUUUGCAUAUUCCAAAGAAAAUAUAUUUACACAAAAAUCUUGUUACUUAAAGCAAUUCUUGUUCAAUAUUCAAUAUAUUAUUAAAAAUAACUACAUCCUAAGUACGCAAGACAGCAGUAGAAAAUGGAGUCUGGUGGAGAUUGGUGUCUGAUUGAGAGUGACCCUGGUGUUUUUACACAACUGAUUAAAACAUUUGGUGCAAAAGGAGUACAAGUUGAAGAAUUGUGGACCAUCGACAAUGGCAUAUUUGAAAAUUUAAGGCCUGUGCAUGGACUCAUAUUCUUAUUUAAGUACUUACAACAUGAAGAGCCAGCUGGUCCUGUGGUCACGGACAAUCGUUUAGACAAGAUAUACUUUGCUAAACAGGUAAUAAAUAACGCGUGUGCUACACAAGCUAUUAUUAGUUUGUUGUUGAACUGUGCACACCCUGAUGUGGAUAUUGGUCCAGAACUCACAAAACUAAAGGAAUUCAGUAUGUCAUUUGACCCAAUAAUGCGAGGAUUAUCACUCAGCAAUUCUUCAACUAUUCGGACGGCUCAUAAUUCUAUGUCACAACAAGUGUUUUUUGAGAUUGAUCCCAAAACUGCAUCUAAGGACGAUGAUGCAUAUCACUUUGUAGGCUAUAUGCCAAUUGACGGCCGAUUGUAUGAACUGGAUGGUCUUCGAGCAGGGCCUAUUGAUCAUGGUCCCAUAGGUCCAGGACAAGACUGGCUUGAUGUUGUCACACCCAUCAUUAGGAGGAGGAUCAAUGUAUAUACUGAAGGAGAAAUACGCUUCAAUCUGAUGGCUUUAGUCUCAAACAGAAAAAUGGUAUAUGAGCGUCGUCUUGACGAGCUUCUGUCUGAUACAUUCGAUGGCACAAACUCUGAUGCAGUAGACACUGACAUACCCAAUCUCAGAAUGUUAAUAGAAUAUGAAGAUGUAAAGAUGGCGCGCUAUGAGCAGGAGAUGAUUCGAAGACGCCACAAUUAUUUACCAUUUAUUAUAGUUCUUCUUAGGAUUUUAGCAGAACAGAAUUUGUUGGUACGGUUAUAUGAGGAAGCUAAGGAACGCGCAGCUCAGAAGGGACAGAAGAAAAUAUAACACGAAGUCACAGGCGGAUUGAAGGUAGAACGCGUGCGAGGACCUCGCCGCGUCUCCCAGUCCAGCCCCUCACGUGUGUUGCGUGCAUCUGAAGAUAUGCAAUAUACAUUAGCCGAUUUAGAUUCCGUGUACCGUGAAACCGAUGACAUACAACCAAGCUUCAAUCUAGAUGAUAUGGAAAUAACACCACUGGAGUUACCCACAAAUCCACAUAACACAUUUGUACCACCCCAACUAAGUACCUGUCAAGAAAUUAAUGAUGAUGUAGUAUCAGAAAUUGAAGAAGUGUUGAUAGAUGACACCAUUGAAUCUGAAAUUAUUCUUGGUGAUGAUGAUGAUCCAGAUACUCCAGAUCUGCAAAUAGAUGAAUCAUUUUUUGAUCUGCAGGAUUCUCCAACAGAUCGGAUGGAAGAAUAAUUUUCUGUUUUAAUGUACAAUACAUAAACUAGUGAUAUAUACGCCUUUGUAAAGAUAUUGAAUAAAAUUUAGUAAAUUUUUGGCAGCCAUCGUACAAAUUUAUCUUAGUGUUUAAAGUAACAAUAUUAUUGUAAAUAAAUACAUACUGUUACUAUAAGAAUGUAAAAGAGCAAUAAUUUCGAUUGUUAUUUCAAAUUAGUGUCUGUCUUACUCUGAUAUUCUUGAACACUUUGUUCAGAAGGAUGGUUACUGCUACAGAACAGCCUGCCUCUUAGAUCUGUCGUACAUUAUGAUUAUACUGACAGGUUAGAAAAAUAUUGAUUAAAAGUUGAUUAUAUAAAUUUAUUUUCUGCUUAUUUAAAAGCCACUGUUGAAUGACGCAUUGUUAUUUAAAUUAAUAGAUAGUAUAUUAUAAAACAGGUUAAUAAGUGUGUAAGUACACAGUUAUUCAGAUGUUAUCGUUGCUGAUUAUAUCAAUUAUAACUAAAGUAUUCCCUGUGUUGUAAGAAAUUGCAGUAGAUAAAUAAUAUGUUCUUUUAUGCUCGUUGGUAUUUACUAUAUUCCUUCGAGUGCAUAUGUUCAAUACUAUAGGUACAGUAUUAUUGAACAUAAGCACUGAUAACAAAUCAAAAUAAUAUAAAAUUUGUUUAGAAUUAAGUUUUCCCGUUUUUCAUGUUCUUACUCAUUUUUAUUAUAGCAAUAUUGUUUCUUUACUUCAGACGUCUUUAAAAUUAGUAAGCACUUUUUUUUAUUUUAAUAAUUCCUUGUAACAUUGCAUUGGGAUUAACGUAUAGAAGCACUUGGCUAAUAUGCCAUUAGCAACUAUGAAUGAUACUACAAUAAAAUAAAUAUUAUAUAAAU
Molecule: messenger RNA, 2386 nt
Organism: Achroia grisella
Lineage: Eukaryota; Metazoa; Arthropoda; Insecta; Lepidoptera; Pyralidae
Gene: Uch-L5
Product: ubiquitin carboxyl-terminal hydrolase isozyme L5
Exons: 7
Coding region: 149-1108 (319 amino acids)
Biological process (GO): ubiquitin-dependent protein catabolic process; protein deubiquitination
Cellular component (GO): cytoplasm
Molecular function (GO): cysteine-type deubiquitinase activity
Source: RefSeq, a predicted model, not a curated record